CGGCAGUGCACCUCGGAGUCAUGGUUCUCAAAACUGAGCUCUGUCGUUUCAGUGGUGCCAAGAUAUAUCCUGGGAAGGGUAUCAGAUUUGUUCGUGCUGAUUCACAGGUUUUCCUGUUUUCAAAUUCAAAAUGUAAAAGAUACUUCCACAACAAGCUGAAACCUGCCAAGCUCACUUGGACGGCAAUAUACAGGAAGCAGCACAAGAAGGAUUUAGCACAAGAAGCUGUUAAGAAGAGGAGACGUGCCAACAAGAAGCCAUACUCAAGAUCCAUAGUUGGUGCUACACUAGAGGUCAUCCAGAAGAAGAGAAGUGAGAAACCAGAAGUCCGAGAUGCUGCUAGGGAAGCUGCACUUCGAGAAAUCAAGGAAAGGAUCAAGAAGUCUAAAGAUGAGAAGAGAGCUAAGAAGGCUGAGGUGGUAGCAAAGUCACAGAAGUCUGGGAAGGGUAAUCUUCCCAAGGGAAAUCUGUCAAAAGGCCCCAAGUUGGGUGGUGGUGGUGGAAAGCGCUAAGCAGUGCUGUUUUCCCCCUUCCCAUCUUAUUACCAUUGCAUAACUUAAAGCAUUAGCUUGUACUAUUUCUGAUUCUCUAAGGUUCAUCAUUUCAUUCCAGUCUACUGAAAUUUUGUUUCCCAACUUUGAUUCUGAAGACCAUUAUCCUUUGCGUUUUUAUAACUCUGUACCUGUUGAUUGAGCUAUGGAUUUUAUUUUAUGAUAUUGUGGCCUUGUGGGUGUCCAAUUUUUCCAAAUGAUCCCACGGGCCCUUCAGGGAUUGGAUAUAGGCAUAUAGCCAUCUGAUUUAAUUUCACUUUUGUUCUGGGUCUUAGCCCUCUUAGAGUCUUGCUAAGGUUUAACCCUCAUAAUUCCUGUUAGAGAGUGGCUGGACUGUUUUCGGUUCCAAGCUAGACUUAAAUAGACUAUGAGACUUUUAUAGUUAUGAAAUACUUAGAGAGCAAACAUUCAUCAG
Cuscuta epithymum is the source of this 966-nucleotide messenger RNA. The record is from the annotation of a GenBank genome assembly. NCBI's taxonomy places the organism in Eukaryota, Viridiplantae, Streptophyta, Magnoliopsida, Solanales, Convolvulaceae.